CGGCGGUGCCAGCGGGAGCGUGCGGAGCUGCUGGAGCGCGGCUGCCGCCUCGCAGGCUUCAGUUGCAAGUGGAAAGCAGGACUUUGAUACGUGAUGGCCACCCACCAGCUGUUACAGACGAGGCAAAAGAAUAAAUCCUCCAAGGAACCAGUGUUGUUCCCCAGCAAAAUUACUACUGAGCAGCAGUCUGUGGUGCUGGUGAAAAAGCUUCUGGCUAUCUCAGUCUCCUGUAUAACAUACCUGAGAGGGUUAUUCCCAGAGAGUUCGUAUGGAACUCGCUAUUUAGAUGACCUCUGUCUAAAAAUUCUCCGAGAAGAUAAAAGCUGUCUGGGAUCAUUGCAGAUAGUCAAGUGGAUUCAGGGUUGUUUUGAUGCUUUGGAGAAGAAGUAUUUACACAUUGCUGUCCUAGCAAUUUACACCAAUCCCAAAGAACCGGAGACAGUGACUGAACUGUAUCAGUUCAAGUUCAAGUACAAAAAGGAUGGGCCCCAGAUGGACAUCAUCAGCAACAAAAUGAACUGCGUGAACAAGGUGUGCAGUGAGGAGGUUAAAAAAGCCAGCAGUCUCCUGAUCCGUAAACUGUACCUGUUAAUGCAAAACCUCAAGCCGCUGCCCAAUGACAUUAACCUGACUAUGAAACUCCUCUAUUACAAUGAUGUAACUCCUGAGGAUUACCAGCCGCCUGGCUUUAAGGAAGACAGCAGCUGCGGUAAUUUGCUCUUUGAUGGUGAUCCUGUCAACCUGAAAGUGGGGUCAGUCUCCACUGGAUUCCACCUCAUGAAAGUGAGAGUAACAACUGAAAAGAAGAGAAUAGGGACAGUUGAAAGCAGGCUGCUGCAGAAGAAUGGCCCUACGGAGAUCUCCCAUCRAGGAUUAGACUGUGAUGAAGAGGAAGAGGAGGGAAGCCCAAAGAAUAACCCUCUCCCAACCAGAGCAGAUUCAAGUGGGCAUGGAGAGGACAAAAAUGACAUGCAUCCAAGCUGGAAAACUGAAGCAUCUUCUUUUUGCCUUCGGGAUACAGGUGGAGAGGAGAGGACGAGAAUCAAAGAGACAAGCAAAACGUGUUGCUCAAGGGCAUCUCCACAGAUAAGCUGCCUGAACCUUGCGUUUAGCCAGGAAGAGGUAAUAGGACCCAAGAAGAAAAGGAAGGUCAGUGAACCAGAGAAGCUGCUUCUGGAAGGCAGGAAAUGAUGUUCGUUCUGACACACAAUACGUUUUAGAAGGUGUGAGUUCUUCUUAUUGUCAUCUCACUAGUAAAAGCCUUUACUCUGUUCUCAUGUUUAACUCUCCACGUUCCACAUGUAUUUUUGAAUAUUUGUCUAGUGUAAACUUUCGGUUGCAAGGAGACAACAAGCAAUGGUAUUUGUGACAAUGUAGAUAAACAGUAUUUCUUGUUCUAAAGCUGAGGAGCCAUGAUUCCAUAUGAAUGGUGUCUGUGUGCUUCCUUUUCUCUCUCACACACACACCAACACACAACCCACUGGCUGAAUUUGCUCCUYUGUGGCUGGACAGUCCUGGGCAGUCAUGAAUAUUAAUAGCAGCAUUUCAAGAUAAACUCUGAGGUAUCAAUGCCUACGAACAACCAGUCUCAUGAUUCUUUAGACAGUGCUUAACUUCAUCGUAUCUACUAU
Molecule: messenger RNA, 1631 nt
Organism: Nothoprocta perdicaria
Lineage: Eukaryota; Metazoa; Chordata; Aves; Tinamiformes; Tinamidae
Gene: HORMAD2
Product: HORMA domain containing 2
Exons: 13
Coding region: 94-1191 (365 amino acids)
Source: RefSeq, a predicted model, not a curated record